AUGUCCCGAUGACAGCACGGACAAGAUGGCGGCCAGCUGGGAAGUGAAGUGAGGAUGUCAACAUCAUUUCUUCAGUUCGAACAAGUCUGGAUUUUCUCCACAUAUCCCCUCGAUCAAACCGCAGUGUAACACCCUUGCAGUAUAUCGUUUUAUGAGCCAAAACCGGGGCAUUUUAACUCAAACGCGCGUAUGUUUUUCUGCUAUGUUUUGGAAAUCCGUUUGCGCAAAGAGGACCAUCAACUCUUGAUGAGCGAUCUGGCCUGCAUGAGUCUUCAAAACCUACUCCAGGAGUCUUUAAAAGAGGCUUUCGACAACAUAUCACGCAUUUUAUCGACUGAAAUUCUCGGAUCUGUCUAAAGGAGACCGUUUUGCUCGGUGUUUGCGCUGAUUUCCGCGAGGAAGCGCAGCAGUUCUCAUAGGGCUGCGGAAGUGGAGGAGAGAUUUUCACGCCAGUCAUCUUUCGUUGAUGCUCUUUAUCCCACUCUCUCCGGCUGUAACCCAUCAGUGACCGCGUUAAACUUAAGUGAACCGGAUCCAGAGGUGUAUUAGCAGUGUUUGCUGACUUGCCAGUCUAAGUGAUUAAAGUGACGCCAUGGCUCAUUCUCCAGUGCAGGGCAGUCUGCCUGGAAUGCAGAAUUUAAAGGCGGAUCCUGAGGAGCUGUUCACCAAGCUGGAGAGAAUCGGCAAGGGCUCAUUCGGAGAGGUGUUCAAGGGCAUCGACAAUCGCACUCAGAAAGUGGUGGCCAUCAAGAAUAUAGAUCUAGAAGAGGCAGAAGACGAGAUUGAAGACAUUCAGCAAGAAAUCACAGUAUUGAGCCAGUGUGACAGUCCGUUUGUCACUAAAUACUAUGGCUCCUAUCUUAAGGACACAAAGUUAUGGAUCAUCAUGGAGUAUUUAGGUGGUGGAUCUGCUCUGGAUCUGCUGGAGCCCGGUGCUCUGGACGAAACACAGAUCGCCACCAUUUUGAGAGAGAUCUUAAAAGGCCUGGAGUAUCUUCACUCUGAGAAGAAGAUUCACAGAGACAUUAAAGCUGCAAACGUAUUGUUGUCGGAGCAAGGGGAGGUGAAGCUGGCAGAUUUCGGAGUGGCCGGCCAGCUCACAGACACACAGAUCAAGCGAAACACAUUUGUGGGCACACCCUUCUGGAUGGCACCAGAGGUCAUUAAACAGUCUGCAUAUGACUCAAAGGCCGAUAUUUGGUCGCUGGGCAUCACAGCAAUUGAGCUGGCGAAAGGAGAGCCCCCCCACUCUGAUCUUCAUCCUAUGAAGGUGCUGUUUCUCAUUCCAAAGAACAACCCCCCCACACUGGAGGGCAACUAUUGCAAACCUCUGAAAGAGUUUAUCGAGGCCUGUCUAAACAAGGAGCCCAGUUUUAGACCGACAGCCAAAGAGUUGCUGAAACACAAACUCAUCGUACGGUACGCGAAGAAAACAUCCUAUCUGACGGAGCUCAUCGACAAAUACAAACGCUGGAAGGCAGAACAGUCUCGAGCCGAGUCCAGCUCAGACGAAUCAGACUCAGAACCAGACGGUCAGGCAUCCGGUGGCAAUGACUUCGGCAAUGACAACUGGAUCUUUACCAUUCGAGAAAAGGACCCCAAAAAACUGCAGAAUGGUGCAAGUUCAACAGGAGACGAGGAGCCAAGCAAGAGACCCCAGUCCCAGAGUCUGUCCACUGUCAUCACUCCAGUCUUUACCGAGUUGAAGGGAGGAGCUGGAGAGACGCCGGUAAAGCCUGAAGUUCUGGAGGAGCUCAAGGAGGCAAUCUACCUCGCUGAGGAGGCGUAUCCGGGAAUCUCAGACGUCAUGGUCACCGAGCUUAUUCAGAGGCUACAACGGUUCUCUAGGGCAAGAACAUCAUCCUCCUCACACCAGUGAUUAUUCCAUUAGCCUGUCCGUCUCUCUUUGGUCCCGCCCCCCGGCAUCAGCUCAGCGAAUCCUUACACCAGCAGACUCUGUGACGUCUACCCUGGAGGACCAACUGUCCUUCAAUAGCUUAUCAAGAGAACUUAUCAAACUCCUCAAGCUUCCCCUAGUUUCACUUUUCUUUUAUAAUCUCCUGGAACACUCUCUGGAGUGAGCGAGUAACCGUGUGUGUGUACGUGUCACAGUGUGUUUCUAAUGAAGACAGCAUAGGUCGAAACGUAGAUGUAACUCAUUUGGCUAAGCACAGAAUGAGUCGGAGACUGAUAGUUUUGCAUUAUCGCACCCGAGCUCUUGGAAGAAUGCAUUAGGCGUAUGCCAUCACAGGGCAGUGCGAAGGGUCGUUUGUCUCAUCUUCAACAAGAAAUCAAGAUAGUGUGCAUGACAAAAUGCAUGUGUGAAGAUGUAUGUCUGUCGUUGCGUGUUUUCGAGCCCUGGCGUGAAGGAGAUUGCAGUUCUCGUGCUGAAAUCUCAGGUUAUCUGCUUCGAGCAGAGUAGUCAUCCAGGAGGACAGAGGGCGCUGUUUGGAUUUGUGUACAGAUCUGUGUAUAUAGUCUCAGUUUUACAGACCUUUAAAAGAGAUGAUGGAUUUUUGCAAACGAAUCACUGUGUACAGAUGGCCAAGAGCUUCUGUAGAUAUUGUUAGAAACAAAAGAAAGGUAAAUAUUUAAAAAUCAAGCCUCUGAAAUGGCCAUUACUGAAAUGCCUUGCCUUUUUAUCAAAUGUACAUUUUUGGGGGUGCUCUGUUAAUUUUAAUAAGAAAUUAAAGGAUUUUACUCAUAAAUAAGAAUUAAGAUCCUA
This is a messenger RNA of Triplophysa dalaica, 2725 nucleotides long. RefSeq names its product serine/threonine kinase 24b (STE20 homolog, yeast) (gene stk24b). NCBI's taxonomy places the organism in Eukaryota, Metazoa, Chordata, Actinopteri, Cypriniformes, Nemacheilidae. The transcript is spliced from 11 exons. Gene Ontology annotation, molecular function: ATP binding; protein kinase activity. Bases 593 to 1879 code for a protein of 428 amino acids. The record is from RefSeq and is a predicted model, not a curated record. Gene Ontology annotation, biological process: protein phosphorylation.